Messenger RNA from Alosa sapidissima (American shad), 6142 nucleotides. Its product is annotated as neural-cadherin. Gene Ontology annotation, cellular component: plasma membrane; adherens junction; catenin complex. NCBI's taxonomy places the organism in Eukaryota, Metazoa, Chordata, Actinopteri, Clupeiformes, Clupeidae. Gene Ontology annotation, molecular function: calcium ion binding; cadherin binding. The transcript has 21 exons. The record is from RefSeq and is a predicted model, not a curated record. Gene Ontology annotation, biological process: homophilic cell-cell adhesion; cell morphogenesis; multicellular organism development. Bases 149 to 5716 code for a protein of 1855 amino acids.
GUGGCGACGGCUCCAGCGUCCAUUCUGGUGGCGGAGCCGUUGGACUACGAGAGCACGCGCUUCUUCAUCCUGCGUGUGCGUGCCCAGAACGUGGCGGCAGUGCCCCUGGCGUCUUUCGCCACCGUCUACGUCAACCUCACAGAUGUGAAUGACAACGUGCCUUUCUUCAUGUCCUCCACGUAUGAGGCCCACGGUGCCAGAGGGGGCAGAGAUUGGGACGUCUGUUGUCCAGGUGUCCGCCUCAGACCUGGACUCUGGACUGCACGGCCAGGUGAACUAUGUCAUCCUAAAGGACCAGAGCGGCGACUCUCAGUACUUUAGCAUUAACUCCUACACGGGGGUGAUCCACACACGUGCGACCUUUGACCGCGAGCAGAAGGGCUCCUACCUCAUUGAGGUGCAGUCGCAGGAUGGCUCCGAGUCAGCCCGGCCUGGGCAGCACGGACAGCCCAACACAGACACGGCCUACGUGAGGAUCUUUGUGACGGACGUGAACGACAACGCGCCGUCCUUCUCCCAGUCCGUGUACGAGAUCAGCGUGGAGGAGGACAAGGAGGUGGGCUUCAUCGUCAUGACGGUCACCGCCAACGAUGAAGACGAAGGCGCCAAUGCUAAGCUACGCUACCAGCUGACAGCGGGCAACACCAUGGGCACGUUCGACAUGGAGCCCGAGGUGGGCACACUCUACAUCGCCCAGAAGCUGGACUAUGAGCGUGUUCAGCGCUACGAACUGCGAUUGGUGGCGUCCGACGGCAAGUGGGAGAACCAGACCACGGUGGUGGUGAAUGUUAUCAACCAGAACGACGAGGUGCCCGUGUUUGACCACACUGAGUACUAUGCCAGCGUCACCGAGGAGCUCACCGACCUGCCCAUCCUCGCCCUGCAGGUUUCUGCUACUGAUCCAGACCAGGAGGCUGACCAGAGUGCCCUGCGGUACUCCCUGCAUGGACAGGGAGCUGGUAGUGAGUUCACCAUUGAAGAGCUAACGGGUCGAAUCUACGUGCAGAAGCAUCUAGACCGCGAGGAGCGGUCUGCGUGGCGCUUCUUGGUCCUGGCUACUGAUGAAAACGGAGCAGGGCUUACAGGCUUCGCCGAUGUCCUCUUGGAGGUGCGAGAUAUCAAUGAUAACGCCCCCGCCUUCCUGUGCUCGUCAGACAGCUGCUUUGUCGGGAGCGUGCCCGAGAACUCACCCGCAGACACCUCCAUUAUGGAAAUGCGUGCCACCGACCUGGACGACCCGAAGGCGGGGAAGAAUGCAGUGCUGACCUACCGCAUCGUCCAGAACGUCCGAAAUGAGAUCAACCUCAACCUGUUCUCCAUCAACCCUUCCACAGGCACCAUCUACACAGUGCUACGAUCCCUGGACCGAGAGGUGGAGGAUCGCUACCUGGUGGUGGUGGAGGCUGUGGAUGGAGGGGGUCUCUCGGGAACGGGCACGGCCACUAUCCUGGUGUCGGACGUGAACGACCACGCACCGGCGUUCACACAGCAGCUGUACGUGGCGUCCAUACCGGAGGAGCUGGAGGUGAACAGCGAGGUGCUGGUGGUGGCGGCGACCGACGGCGACGAGGGCGAGAACGCGGCGGUCACCUUCAGCAUUGUCGGCGGCGACGAGGAGCGGAAGUUCUUCGUGGAAACGGACAAGGCCAACCGGCGCGGCGUCCUGCGCCUGCAGAAGAAGAUUGACUUUGAGAAGCCGCACGAGCGUACCUUCAACCUCACGCUCAAGGUGGAGGACGCCGACUUCUUCAGCGUGGCCCACUGCGUCAUCCAGGUGGAGGACUCCAACGACCAUGCACCUGUCUUCUUCCCGCAGUUUUACGACGCAGGCGCCAUGUUCGAAGACGUCCCCGCUGGAACCAUCGUGGCCCAGGUGACCGCAAUGGAUCUGGACUCGGGCCAGAACGGCAAGUUCUCAUACGGCAUCGCCCCAGAGUCUGACCCCUACCAGCAGUUUGUGGUGGACAAGAGCGGCUGGGUUGUAGUAGCAGACACUCUAGACCGUGAGAAGGUUUCCCAGCAUCGGCUCAUGAUCUUGGCCACCGAUAUGGGCAGCCCUGCUCUCACUGGGACUGCCAUUGUCAUGGUGACAGUGCAGGACGUCAACGAUAAUGGCCCUGAGUUCGAGGCGCCAUACCGACCUGUGAUUUGGGAGAACUCAGCCACCCCUCAGAAUGUCCGCAUGAACGACACGUCACUCCUCCUCCACGCCAUCGAUCGCGAUUCGUCGCCCAAUGGCGGCCCCUUCUCCAUCCGACUGCUCAUGCUCACCGAGGACGCCACCAACUUCAACCUCACUGACCUGCGUAACGGCAGCGCCCUCCUCACCGCCCUCCGCACCUUCGACCGCGAGCAGCAAAAGCAGUACCUGCUGCCCAUCCUCAUGAUCGACAGCGGCUCUCCGCCAAUGAGCUCCACCUCGACGCUGACUGUCGUCAUCGGCGACAGGAACGACCACCCACAUGUGCCAGGCCACACCGAAUUCAUCGUGUACAGCUACGAGGGUUCACUUCCCACCACAGUACUUGGACAAGUUCAAUCCCCUGACCUUGACGACUGGAGUGAAAAGGUGUACCAGUUUGAAGGCAAACCCCCCAGGUCGUUCAGUCUAAACCGCAACACUGGUCAACUGAGCAUCAGGGAAGGAACCCCGCCCGGCGCCUACAGCCUGCAGGUACGGGUCAGCGACAAGGCCUGGCCUGACGUGACCUCCACUGCAGAGGUCACCGUCUUGGACCUGAAGGACGACGCCGUGAGGAACGCAGGCUCCCUGAAGCUGUCCAACCUUACCGUGGAGGAGUUCUUUCGGGUCGGACUGGGUCAGGAGAGCUGCUACACCCGUCUGCGUCGCCUGCUGGCCGAGGUGCUGCAGACGGAGACGGAAUGUGUGUACGUCUUCAGCGUCGCCAACGGCAGCAGCAACCACGACAACCUGCAGCAGCUCAACGUCUGGUUCGCCGCCCACGGCUCGCCAUAUUACAAGACUGAGAAGCUCCACGGCUAUGUAGCAACACACAAAGUCAAGCUGGAGUCGGCGCUGGGUGUGGGCAUCUCUCAGGUGGGCGUGGACGAGUGCGCGUACACCGACUGCGGUCCGACGGGCGGCGGCUGCUCCAGCCGGGUGACCUUCAGCGAGACACCACGCGUGCUCAGCUACGGCAACACCUCCCUGGUGUCCAUCUCGGCCACCGCCACGGCCCAGUGUGGCUGCCAGGCCCGCGAGAGCCUGCACCUCGCCUGCGCCUCCUACCCCCACAACCCCUGUCUCAACGGGGGCACCUGCAUCGACAGCGAGCUGGGCUACAGGUGUAAGUGCCCCCCCAUGUUUGAUGGGCCGGAGUGUCAGCAGACCAAGCACAGUUUCCAUGGCCACGGCUACGCCUGGUUCCCUCCCAUCAGGCCCUGCUUCCAGAGCCGCAUCACACUGGAGUUCAUCACAGAGGCGCCCAACGGUCUGCUCCUCUACAACGGCCCGCUGGCCGCACCCCAACCGGGUGACCCCGAGGACUUCAUCGCCCUCGAGCUGAAGAACGGCGUCCCGUCCCUGAGUGUGAACCACGGCUCCGGAACGCUGACACUUCAGCUCCCACCCAGGGCCACCGUCACGGACCGCCGCUGGCAUCGUCUGGACAUCGUCAGCGACGGGAAGAUGGUGCAGCUGAUCCUGGACCACUGCUCUGGGGCUGCGGUGAAUGAGGUGGAGGGUCUGGGGGUGGAGAUGCUGGAGAUGGACCAGUCGGCCUGCAAGACCUCCGCAGAAACCCCCGGCAGCCAAAGAUUCCUGAACGUGAACCAGCCCCUGCAGGUGGGCGGCGUGAAGGAGACUCAUCCCCACCGGCGUACACACCCCCACUACAAGGGCUUCGUGGGUUGCCUGAGGAACCUGGUCGUAGACAGCCAGGUGUAUGACCUGGGUAACCCAGCGGAGAGCGUGAACAGCACCCCGGGGUGCACCCUGACGGACGGGGUGUGUCUGACAGCAGGGGGGCCUUCGUGUGGCGUCCACGGGAAGUGCCUGGGCGAGUGGGGCUCCUUUAGUUGUGACUGCCACCCUGGAUAUAGUGGACACAAGUGUGAGAAAGCGUUGCCGGACUGGUCUUUUGAGCCGGACAGCGUGCUGCGGUACCAGCUGCGUGGGGGCGGCAGCCCCCGCUGGACCCACGCCCAGCUGAUGCUGCGCACCCGCGCCACCUCGGGCAGCCUGCUCAGCAUGACCUCGCGUGACGCCAACGAGUACAUCGUCCUGGAGAUAGCAGAUGGACACUUGAGCGUCCGGGCCAACCUUGGUGACGGUGCCCACUCCCUGCGUCUGAUUGGCCAGCGCGUGGACGCUGGCCAGUGGGUGCUGGUCAGCCUGCUUCGCCAUGACAACCUCUUCACGCUGCGCCUGGAGCGGGGCGGCGGGUCGCGGGAGGUCACUGCGGUGCUCGGACAGCGCAGGGAGAUCGUGGUGCACCCGUCCAGCGUGCUGCUGGGUAACGCCGGCGCCCAUGGCACACGUGCAGACUUCCAAGGUUGCAUGCGUGACGUGCGUCUGAAUGGACACACUCUGCCGCUGGACGGCCAGAGUACGGAGUUCAGCACGGUGCUGGAGCGGCGCGGGGUGACGGCCGGCUGCCACUCGGACGCCUGCAGCGCCAAGCCCUGCCCCAGCCCCCUCUACUGCGUCGACCUGUGGAGGACACACGAGUGCAAGUGUCCAUCAGGUCAGGUGCUGGUGCUGGACGAUUCGUCCGGCCUGCAGCGCUGUGCCCCGUCCCCGUGCCGGGCUGCCACCUGCCGCAACGGCGGCACCUGCGUGGCCCAGUCGCCCAAGAGCUAUCAGUGCCGCUGCGCUGAGGGCUUCCGGGGCCAGUGGUGCGAGGUGGGCCGGGCCAAAGCCCUGCGGCUGGCCGCCCUCAGCCCCAGCUCCAUACUGGCCAUCAGCAUGUGCCUGCUCGUCUUCUUCGCCAUCCUGGUCGCUGUGACCGUCUGGAACCAGAAGGGCAGCCGCAAUAAGUUCCGUAAGCAUGGUGUUUACCACAUCCCUGCCGAGCACGAGAGCUGGGAAGACAUCCGGGAAAACAUCCUCAACUACAACGAGGAGGGAGGAGGGGAGCAGGACCAGAACGCCUAUGACAUCACAGAGCUGAAGCGCCCGCUGUGCUCUAGCCUGUCCCAGUCGUCCUCGUGCACUACGGCGCCCCUCAUCAAGUCCUCGCAGGGCUCCCAGGAGGAGGUGCACCCCUCGCAGGGCUCUGUGGUCAGCUCCGGCGGGGGGCUCUGCCCGCAACCCUCCUACGCCUCCCACGUGGCUGCCGCCGCCUCCGUCGGUCACCCCCAUCAUCACCACCCCCACCACCACCACUGCCCCAUGGACUUCAAGAGCUACGUGGCGCGCAUCAUCUGGGAGGCGGACAACGACAGCCUGGCUCUGCCGCUGGACACGUACCGCGUCUACUGCAUCGAGGGCGAGGGCGCGUCCAGCGUGGGCAGCCUCAGCUCGCUGGGCUCAGCACUCGCCGACACCACGGCCGGCGCAGACGCCAGCGCCGAGUUCAGCUACGAGAGCCUGCGCCACUGGGGUCCCAAGUUCGAGGGCCUGAGCGAGCUGUACCGCCGCCCCGAGCUGGCACUGCCCUACCGGGAGGCGUCCGUGCGGAGCCCCACCCCGACCCAGGGCCUCCGCCAGACCCACAGCCUGCAGCCUCCACCACAGCAGCAGCAUCAGCUAUAAGGCCCACAUUGCAUCUCUGUGUCUGAUCUGAUGCUUAGCCAUCCAUGGUUGCACUGGUUUGGUUCUGGUUUUUAGUGUAAGGGAUGAUCAGGAUAGGUUGUGAAGAGAAGUGAUCUCUCUUCAUUCUCCAUUGUUUUGUUUUUGUUUGGUUAUUUGAUUGUUUUGGUUUUGUCUUUGAGUAUUACACACACAAAAAGAAGCUUUAGCAGCCUCUGGGAGAGGAGAUGCCCUGAAGCCGUACUUUGCCUGGAAAUCAAAUUUGAAGUUUUAUUUAUUGAGCGUCUGAUGUGAACUAUUACAUUUUUUAUAAAUGUACUGUAUUUAUUUUAGCCUUGAAAUCUUCUUUAUACAGGGAACAAAGCCAGUGGAUUACUGUGUGAUUUAUUUUCUGUGACCUUCAAGGGAAGACCUUUGUGCUGAGUUUCA